CUAAACGCUCGGCGCGACAACACACAGCUGCGUUUAUUCUCAUUCUGGUGGAAGACCACAAUACGUUUCGAAACAAAAAAUCCUGCGCGCGCGCUUCACGUAUUCAUCCUAGCCAACGAAUAAGUGAUCUCCGUCUGUACGCACAGCUACAACCACCAAAACGACCUCGCGAGGUGAUUCGUCCUUUAAGGAUUGAAAAGCAAUAAUUUCCCAACGAUUAUACGAUGACAGCAACACGUUGACAAAAGUGAAUCAUGUGAAGCAAACGGAUGCUGUCGUGAUGGUUCACUGCGACUUAAAUAAAUGUUUAUGAUCGUGUAAAAGUGAUUGAUGGUGCCGAAAAGCAACGUCGAAGGGUUUCAAAUGAUCUGAGCGAAGAAUUCUGAGGAAACAAUUUGGUUUUGUUCAUUUUGGUUGCUGUGGAAGUGUGUCCCUCCAAAUUUGCAAAAUAAUCUUCUACUGCAUUGUUAGUAAUGCGUACUCCGAGGGUCGCUCGAUCCGUUGUUUUGCAGAAGGUCUAAUUAUAUUUUAAUUAAUUAAUUACGCUACAUUUUAAUAGCGAGCGCAGCGAAGAUAGAAGCAACAGAAAUUUUAUACUGGCGACAAAUUUCAGUGCACGAAAACAAGUGGAUCCAACGAAGCAGAUCACAUAACUAGCAGGAGAAUCAAAAGUGUGUGCAAAAGUGAUCUUAGACCACCAGUUGCAGCGUGUUUACUGUAUGAAAUUAAAAUUUGCUCAUACACGGUUACCGAUUAUUGCAGAAAACCGUUGCGAAUCAUAGAAAAGGAUAGACCAUCGAAGUCAAGUCGAGGACCGUUAGAGUGUGGUUAAUGUUUCGUGUUUAAAUCCGCCAAUUUAAUGCCUCUAUGCUAGUGAAAGCGUGGAGCUAAUCGUAAUCGCAUACAAGUUGCAGCUGAUCUCUGGUCGGGGUUUGUGAAUUUGAACCGACAGUCAACGGUCGGGAUGCAGGCAGAAUGAAUUAGUUGUGCAAACAUGCGAAGGAUGAUAAAAUGAAGUUCGCCUGAGGGUAAUCAGCUGCCGGAUAGUGCAAAUGUUUGUUUAUCAGUUAGUGUGCCGUAGAACGUGGUACGUCCGUUCAUUUUGUAGUUUCGGUAAAUAGUUGAAAAUGUAAACUAUGUAUAAAAACAAGUGCACGUUUUGCAGUCUAGCGACAUCGACAAGCCGCAUUCAUGCCGUUCGGAUACUGCUGCUGUUGUUUAUAGUUAUUUUAGAUCUUACCGAUGGCAUGUACUAUUCAAACCACCAACGGACAGAAGAAUUUUCACAACCAACUCUUAACCCACCCGAACCCUACAUUGUUGCGUCAAUGUCCAAGAAUGCCACCGUCCGACGGGGAGACCCAGCCUUUCUGAGUUGUAUGGUCGAAAACCUCGGGAAGUAUACAGUGUCCUGGAUUUCGCAACGGGACCUGCGAAUUCUCACCAUCGAUCGGAUCACGUACACUGCGGACGAACGGUUUCAGUCCCUGUAUAAUGCGGAGACGAACGAGUGGAUUCUCCACAUCAAAUGGACCGAACGGAAAGAUACCGGCAUCUAUGAAUGCCAGAUUUCUACGAUGCCCGUCAAGAGUUUGGCGCUCUAUCUCAUCGUGCUAAAUGAGUCCGAGCUCGUAAGAAGACAGGAUGAUAUUCUAUAUGACCUACCAGUACCGACCAGUCUGCCGGAGACAAAACGAAACAGUUCCAGUGGAAACAGCGCCAAUAACGGUGACAUCUACAACCGGAUGUACUCGGACAGAGACUAUCUAUAUUUGACCGCCACCACGCAAAUAGUGGAAGGAACCAUGGUCUACGGGUACAAAGGCGAAAACCUGAAUCUGACCUGCAUCAUAAAUCACAACUACGAUCGACGACCGAGUUACGUUAUAUGGUAUCACCAAAAUGAUAUCGUUGCAUAUGAAUCGUUACGAAAACGGGACAAAUCUCCCCUAAACAGCAUCACAUCGUAUCAUAUGAUACGGAACGUCGACUUUGACGAUUCUGGCAACUAUACGUGCGCUCCGGAGCUGUACGGCGCUGCUAGUACCAUCGUCCACAUUUUGGAUGGUGACGAAAUGCGAGAUGUGAUAGCUGGCAACCUGGUAGGAGUAGGGAGUGGAUUUCUUCCAAGGAUAACGCCACUGGUGGCAUUGGUAGCCGGCAUGCUGAGCUUAUGCAUAUUUUAUUGUCAUCCGGACAAGGCGAGAUGAUGACAGUUAAUAAUACAUUUCAAUAUCGAGAUUGUAAAUAAUUUAAUGCAACAUAGGAUAAUUAAAAGCCGAAA
Messenger RNA from Ochlerotatus camptorhynchus, 2284 nucleotides. Its product is annotated as zwei Ig domain protein zig-8-like. Lineage: Eukaryota; Metazoa; Arthropoda; Insecta; Diptera; Culicidae. Gene Ontology annotation, cellular component: neuron projection membrane. The coding region runs from base 1137 to 2210 and encodes 357 amino acids. Gene Ontology annotation, biological process: synapse organization. The transcript has 6 exons. The record is from RefSeq and is a predicted model, not a curated record.